Messenger RNA from Alternaria burnsii, 1899 nucleotides. RefSeq names its product flavin-binding monooxygenase-like family protein. The transcript has a single exon. Lineage: Eukaryota; Fungi; Ascomycota; Dothideomycetes; Pleosporales; Pleosporaceae. Bases 1 to 1899 code for a protein of 632 amino acids. The record is from RefSeq and is a predicted model, not a curated record.
AUGGCAACGCUCAACGCCGCCGAACUACAAGCCCGAUACGCGCAGGAGCGCGACAAGCGACUGCGACCCGACGGAUUUCAGCAGUACACACGUCUUCCCAGCAAAGAUGAUAAGCCGCUCGCCGAUGACCCAUGGUUACAAUAUGCGCACCGGGAAGACGGCCCACUCAAGGACGGCGACAACAUCCAGUUUCUCAUCAUCGGCGCAGGUCAUGCAGGGCUACUGGCAGGAGGACGACUAGUAGAAGCAGGCUUCUCAGCGAAAGGCAUAUACCUAGUGGACGUGGCGGGCGGUUUUGGUGGAACAUGGUACUGGAACCGCUACCCUGGCCUGCAAUGUGAUGUGGAGAGCUACAUUUACAUGCCUUUUCUCGAGGAAACUGGCUAUGUGCCCAAACAGAAGUACGCAUCAGGCAACGAGAUUCGUGAACACUGCGACCGCGUGGCGUCGCACUAUGGUCUGCGCGGACAAUUCUCGACACGGAUGCUCAGUGCGACAUGGGACGAGGAGCAAAGACGAUGGGUAGUCCGCAUGCGCAAAGAGCACAGCAACGGCGAGGAAAUGACCAUCUUAACACAGUUCUUAAUUCCAGCUAGCACCAUCUUCACAGAGCCAAGAAUGCCCAAGCUCGAGGGCUUCGACGAACUUCGCGCCAACAUUCCGGUUUUCCACACAGCACGCUGGGACUUUGACUGCACUGGUGGCUCGCCAACAGAUGUUACUCUCUCAAAACUGAAGGGCAAGCGCGUCGGCGUCAUCGGUACAGGCGCAACAGCGGUGCAGGUAAUACCACAGGUAGCACGCUGGGCUGGUCAUACAUAUGCCUUCCAGCGCACGCCUUCGUACUGUGUGCCGCGCCGCCAGCAGGCCACGGACGAUAGCACAUGGACACGCGACGUGGCGACGGGGCCCGGCUGGCAACGCGCUCGCCGACUUAACUUUGACACUUUUUUCGACGGUCAGAAGCAUUCGGUGGAUCAUCCGGACCUCGUCGGCGACGGCUGGACACAAAUGGCGCGCGGUUUUGCGGGCUUCAUUGGAGGCCCGAAACUUGUCACGCCCGACAACGUAGCAGAACACGCUCGUGCGCUGUAUGAGAUGGAUGUGCCACUAGCAGAGCAAGCGCGAGCACACGUGCGGAACACUGUAGUGAAGGACCCAGUCGCGGCAGAGAAGCUACAGCCAUGGUAUCCGAUGUGGUGCAAACGGCCCACGUUCCAAGACGGAUAUCUGACCGCCUUCAACCAGGAGAAUGUUACACUCGUGGACACGGAUGGCAAGGGUGUGGAGCGGUGCACGCCGCGGGGUCUCGUCGCCAACGGAGUCGAGUACGAGCUGGAUGUGCUGAUUCUCGCCACGGGUUUCCUGCUAGCAACGGGUGCAGACGCAGCACCUGCAGAGCUCUUUGGCAUACCCGUUAUUGGCCGCAAUGGCCGCCGUCUCAAGGACAAGUAUGGCUCUGCCGAUUUUGGUACGAUGCAUGGCAUCGCCACAAAUGGCUUCCCCAACCUACUUUAUCCUGGUCUCGGCAAUGGAGCUGGCUCGCCAAAUCUCACUGCCGUCUACGACAUCGAGUCCACCCAUCUCGCCAAUGUAUUGAAGGAGGCCGCUCGCCGGGCUCCGGACCCUACAAAGCUUGUCAUCGAACCGACCAAACAGGCUGAGGAUGCGUGGGUGGACGAGAUCGAGAAGUGGUCCCUGUGGUACUCUGUCGUGAUAGCGUGCACGCCGGGCUACUUUAAUCAUGAGGGCGCUACGUUGCGCCUUGCUGGAGGCGAUCCUGAGAAGCGGAGGCAGGCCAUGCGAAGGGUACUGCACGGAGGUGGUAUCGCUAUGUACGAGCGCAUAGUCCGCGAAUACGAUGCGAAGGGCGAUAUUGAGGGCUUCGAGGUGUCGUGA